Messenger RNA from Lithohypha guttulata, 585 nucleotides. RefSeq lists its product as uncharacterized. Lineage: Eukaryota; Fungi; Ascomycota; Eurotiomycetes; Chaetothyriales; Trichomeriaceae. The record is from RefSeq and is a predicted model, not a curated record. Bases 1 to 585 code for a protein of 194 amino acids. The transcript has 2 exons.
AUGCCGACUGUAUGUUCGCAGUCAAUGGCGGCUGUCUGGCCAAACACAAAUUUCGUGCUGCCUCGAACCAAUUUUGUCGCAACAGACGACGAUACUGUCAGAUCUCCAAUUGCAUUCGCUACUCCCAAUAACACUACCACAAUAGACAUGCACGUCUUCUCCUUCAUCAUCACAGCGCUAAGCCUAGCCACAAUCGCCGCAGCAGACUGCUUCGCCGACAACGACUGGAACGUCAACCUCAUCGUCAAGGGCGCCAGUGCUUCCUACUGGGCCGCCGUCAAGCAAGAUGGCUCCUUCACCGACCUCUGGAACGCCCAAUGCCUCAACAUGCUGUCUCGAGAGUGCGAGCCUUGCAAGGACCUGAUGGUCAUGAAGGUGGGGUUGCCAGCUGAGAUGGCACCGUGUGCCAUGACGAGUCCGAAGAUGAGAAGGGACGACGAUGGAGAAGUCGACGUUUGGGAUGUGGAUGACUUAGAAGCCACGCAGUUGGCAGGAGUCGAGACCCGACAACUUGCUGCGAUGCAGGAGAUUGUGCUUGAUCCUGCGAGAAAGAUCAGCUCGCUGACGUGCAAGAGAGUUGUUUGA